AUGUCUGUGGCAAUUGCAAUAGCAUUGUCUGCUCAACUACUUCUCGGUCAACCUGUGAUGGUUAAACCUUUAGAGGCUGAAAAGAACCUUGUUCAGCCCACUACUUCUGGUGCAAGCGCAGACAGAUGUUUGAAUUUUGAACCUUUUGGACCUGUGGAGCUUGUGCAACUACCACUUGACCUUGAGAUUGGGCAGUGCAAAGGUUUUGGGUUUGUUCAGGUGGAUCGACGACAAGGGAAGAGGCCGCUUCCGUCCGAUCAUGAAUCGGAAGCGAAAGAGGAAGCCGCCGACCAUCAGUUCUACGCGGCUAGGUGUCAACAAGAGACCAGUGCCAUGGUUCAAGCCCUAACUCAAGUUAUUGCCAACGAUAACAAUCCACUGCUUCUUGAACUUGAUCGAUAUGAUCAAGAUCAAUCUCAGCAUCAACAAGCUCAACCUCAAGGGAAGGUGAGGGGAAUGCAGUAUAGAGGUGUUAGGAAAAGGCCAUGGGGCAAAUGGGCGGCUGAAAUAAGAGAUCCGAACAAGGCUUCUCGCGUCUGGCUCGGAACCUUCGCAACCGCCGAAGCGGCCGCCUUAGCCUACGACGAAGCUGCUCUUAGGUUUAAAGGAAGCAAAGCCAAGCUUAACUUCCCCGAAAGAGUUCGUCGGAAACCCGAAUCCGGUUGUCUCACAACUAGCCACGAAGUCGAACCAGAGCCGCUGCCGCUAUCUUUACUUCCUCCACCACCACCAUUUUCUGAUCAGUACGCACAGCCACAGCUUCUUGGCUCCGGAAGCAAUGGUUUUAACUAUGGUUUAUCAGGUGGUGAAUAUGGUGGAGCUGUCAGCACAACAUUUACUUCAUUAUCCACAACCCUAUCUUCAUCUUCUACAAUGUCAACAUCUCGACAGCAACUACAACAAGACGAAUUGGAGUUCGGUGGCUCAUCUCCGAGUUCGGAUUCUGCUAAAGACAAGGGCGAGAAUUAUGAUUAUUACUACUCAAUAAAAUAGUAUAAUUGAUUGCAGGUUUGCUUCUUAAUUUUGGAGACAUUGAACUGAUCAAAAUGAUCUUCUGGAUGUCU
Hibiscus syriacus is the source of this 1064-nucleotide messenger RNA. RefSeq names its product ethylene-responsive transcription factor ERF115-like. The coding region runs from base 1 to 993 and encodes 330 amino acids. Lineage: Eukaryota; Viridiplantae; Streptophyta; Magnoliopsida; Malvales; Malvaceae. The transcript is spliced from 5 exons. Gene Ontology annotation, molecular function: DNA-binding transcription factor activity; DNA binding. Gene Ontology annotation, biological process: ethylene-activated signaling pathway; regulation of DNA-templated transcription. The record is from RefSeq and is a predicted model, not a curated record.